Molecule: messenger RNA, 2964 nt
Organism: Cylindrotheca closterium
Lineage: Eukaryota; Bacillariophyta; Bacillariophyceae; Bacillariales; Bacillariaceae
Source: the annotation of a GenBank genome assembly
AUGGAGUCUUCCGACCGAAACAAUCCAACAACAACAACAUCGACAACAUCUCCAUCCACACCGGCAACGAUCAAACGAAAAUUUGAUGAUGAUUUCAAUGACAGAGCAGCAGUUACUCCAGAAUCCACCGAUGAUUGGAUCCACCAAGAAAAUGACAAUCGAAAACGGAUGCGCCCCACGGCUCUCGAAUUCGCCCGGUCAUCGGCUCCAACAACGUCGAAGAAAAACCACACAAACCAAGAUGAAAAUAUUGGCUCAUCCUUGCCAAUGGGUGAAGGAAUGACAUCCCAGAAGACCCAAAAGGAGAAUUCACCACCACCAUCAACAACAGAUACAGCUGUACUUGGCCCGUCAGAGCCUACUUCAGCCAAGAAUCAAGACUCGACUGCGGAAGAACAAGAAUGCGACAGUAACGCCUCUACUGCCGUGUAUGUCAAAACACUGGAGCGAGUUUCGUCUCGGGAUUUGAGUCAACAAGCAUCCGCUUCACCACCAAAGACGACAAAUAAUAUUACAAGCGUGCAAGAGUUGCAGCUAGGAACCAGCAAGUUCUUGACCCAGCACAAGGAACAAUCCCAACGACUUUUGGAGUUGGAGGAUAAAUUAGCGAAACAGCAAGAGGACUUUGAAGGUCGCCUUCAAGAAAAGGAGAAAAGUAUCCAAACUGUAAAUCGCAACCUUAGUCAAGCGAAUACCAAGUUGGAGGCUCUUGAGAAGGAAAAGGAGAAGAAUACUCAAGUUGUGAUAGCUCUGGAAAAGGAACGAGACGAUUUGGCUGACACAAAGAAGAAGCAACACAAGGCGAUUUCUGUGCAGCAGAAAGAGUAUGAAGGUCGACUUCAAGUAAAGGAUAAGAGCAUUCAGGCUGCGAUUCACUACCUGAGCCAAGCCCAUAGCAAAUUGGAGGCUCUUCAGAAGGAACGGGACGAUUUGGCAUAUGCAAAACAGAAACAAGACCAGACGAAUUCUGGGCUCCACAAAGAUGCCCAGUUGGCCAAGAAACGAUUGGAGACAGAGCGUCAAGAGCACUAUCUCCAAAAAUAUUUUCAAUCGAGAACCAUUUCCGAUUUGAGUAAGGAAAAACGGUCUUUAGAAAACGCCCUGUCUACUUUUUACACUGAGACUACCAACUACAAACAGCAAUUGCAAAAUUGUCAAAAGGAAAUUUUGAUAUCCCACCAGCAGCAAAAGAAGCUUCAAAGCGAUCUCAAUGAUGCGCAAUCUACCAACAACCAACUCACCAAAGAGCUUGCGUCUCAAAGAGACUUGGCUGAAAAGCGCUUGGACGAGAACAUUGGAUUGAAGAAAGACUUGUCUGCUGCCACAAGUGAGACCAGCAACUACAAGCAACAAUGGCAAGAUUCUUUAAAGGAAGCAGAAUCGUUGCAGAAUCAAUUGAUGGGUCUGCAAAACGAACUGAAGGAUGUCCAGUCUCUUAACAUGCAGCUUGCGGAAGAGCUUGAGUCGUCACAUGGAGUGUCUGCCGACAAGCGCUUGGAAGAGGCACGUAAGGAACAUCGAGUCAAGGAAGAAGUUCAUUUACAGGCCAGGAGUGAUCUCGAGAAGGAAAUCCAAGUUUUGGCAAAGUUCUUGGAAGAGAAGGAGGAAAAGGCUGCCAUCGCCGACAAGCGCUUGGAAGAGGCGCGUAAGGAACACCGAGUCAAGGAAGAAGUUCAUUUACAGGCCAGGAGUGCUCUCGAGAAGGAACUCCAAGUUUUGGCAAAAUUCUUGGAAGAGAAGGAGGAAAAGGCUGCCAUCCUCCAGCACAGAACCGAGUUGGCGGAAGAGCGCUUGGAUCAGCAGUGCGACGAGCACAAAACACAAAAGGAAUUCCAAACCAAGGCCAUGGCCAAGUUGGAAACGGAGAAGCGCUUUUUGGAAAAAUCACUGUCUACUUCCCGCAUUCAAUUCGAUGAGUGCCAAAAGCAGUUGCAACUUGACAGAAAGGAAAAGUCAGCGCUUCAAGAGCAAGUGAAACAAGUACAAGUCGAACUGAAGGCAAUGUUGUCUGAUAAGAACCAAGUUGCUUGUGAGCUCCACAAGGAACGGCAGAAAUACCAAGCCGAGGAAAAAUCUCAUAUUGAUGGCAGGAACACUCUUGAAGAGGCCAUCCGGGUUUUGAAAACCGCCCAAGGGAAACAAGAGCUUGUGAUUUUGGGACUGACAAACGACAUUCAGUUAGCCAAUGAGCGCCUGGAAAAGGAACGUAACGAACACCAAGUCAAGGAAGAAUCGCACAGAACGGUCACAGGUGCUUUGCAGAAGGAACUGAACAACUCGUCAAACGCCCAAGCUCAGCAAUCGAACACUAUUGCAGUGCUACAGCAAAAUCUUCAAACGUCUGUUGAAUGCUUGCAGCAAGCGCGUGAAGAACACGAGAUUCAAGAAGAAUCGCAAGCCAUUGCCAUUGCAAAGCUUGUCGGCGAAAAGCUUUCGUUGGAACGAGCCUUGCAGCAAGCACGUGAACAACGCAAGACUGAAGAAGAGUCGCAAGCCACUGUCAUUGCCAAGCUUGAGGAAGAGAAGCGUUCUUUGGAGGGAGCCUUGCAGCGAGCAAGUACGGAUUGUAAGACUCAACAAGAAUCGCAAGCUAGCGCCAUCUCCAAGCUUGUGGAAGAGAGACUGUCGUUGGAAGAAGCCUUGAAACAAGCCCGCGAAGAACGUAAGACUCAAGAAGAAUCGCAAGCUAGCGCCAUUUCCAAGCUUGUGGAAGAGAAACUUUCUUUGGAAGAAGCGUUGCUGUCGUCAAAAAGAAGAUUUGGUAGCCACCAACAUGAAUCGCAGUCUUUGGAAACAGAGAUGACGGAACUUCAAAAGCAAUUCCACAAGGUCGAAGAGGAAAAGAACAAAUUGCAACAACAUCUCAAUGAGAAGGCCCAACAAGGAUCCAAGAAGGCUGGAGUCUUUUCAGCAAUCCACUCAUUGUUCACUCGGGAAGAUCAACGCAGCUCAUUCGGUCUAUGA